Messenger RNA from Epinephelus lanceolatus (giant grouper), 1991 nucleotides. RefSeq lists its product as uncharacterized. The record is from RefSeq and is a predicted model, not a curated record. NCBI's taxonomy places the organism in Eukaryota, Metazoa, Chordata, Actinopteri, Perciformes, Serranidae. Gene Ontology annotation, cellular component: external side of plasma membrane. Gene Ontology annotation, biological process: T cell receptor signaling pathway; regulation of cytokine production. Gene Ontology annotation, molecular function: signaling receptor binding.
GUGACGUUAGUUGACGAUAGUUGUAUAGGCUAUAUGUUCACGUUGACUUCAGCAACUAUGAAGCUCCUUCCUCUUGUGUGUCUCUGUGCCCUGACUCGGUCCGAAUUCACGUCAGCGGAUGAAAACGAUGGUGUCUUAAAAGACAGAUCACAGGAAAACAUCCCAGGUGCAGCUCCAGAGCCGUACAUAAAGAUACAUGAAGCAAGGGACUGGUCAUUGCUGGUGUGUGAAGUUCGAGGGGUUUUUCCAAAACCUAAAGUAGAGUGGAAGAGCGGUGCUGGAAACAUCAUUCCUGCUGAGCAGACACAGGUCUCAGAUAAAGGAGGCAGCUUCGACAUCACUGUCUCAGUAACUGCAAACAAGAGUAACUACUAUCGGUGUGUAGUCACACAGGAGGAAAUCAAGCAUCGGAUUUCUGCUGAAACUUAUCUGUAUUUCGAGAGUGCAGCUUCAAAACCAUCCAUCACUACACUUGAGCAAACAAAGGAUUGGUCACUGCUGCAGUGUGAAGUCCGAAGCCCUUCUUCAAGACCAAAAGUAGAGUGGCAGGACAGCGCUGGAAACAAACUUCCUGCUGAAGACACAUCGUCUGCACUAAUACCAGACCGUUUUACUCUACGAACUACUGUGACCAAGACUGACUACUAUCGCUGUGUGGCCACACAGGAGGAAAUCAACCAUCAGAUUUCCGCUAAGACAUAUGUGUAUAUCGGGUCCUCCACUGGAUGGAUUGUUGCAGUUGUAAUUCUUGCCAUUGCAGUUGUCGUUCUAGCUGCAGUUGUAGCCAAGCUUUGCAUUACACUAAAAAGUAACGAAGGUUAAACAACAGAGACAACAGUACCCCUCAACUCCUGAUAUUCCCACAUAACAAUGGUGGAUGGAAAUGCACAUUACUUUGCAUUUUAUUUUGCUCUUUUUCUGGAAAUGCUGAUACAUUUUUCAACACUUUUGGAUGGAAACUUGACUUGAGACGACAGGCUUUUUACUCCACCUGUGAUACUUGCAUAUCGGACAACGUAUAUGCCAAAUCAAUGUAUCUGUGAUAGGCCAAUAUCGGCCAGUUUUGUUGGCUGACUAAUAUAUCGGUUGGGCUCUAAUCCAGACAUAUCCUGAGGUAAAGCUUGAUGUUAUUAAGUUUAACUGAUGUACUGUUGAACCAAGGGUGCAAUGCAUGCUUUUGAACCCUCGUAGAACAGGGCCUACCAAAAGUCAUACCUGGGACAAUAUGCACGAUGCUGUAUUAUUCUACUUAUUAAAAAGUACUGCAGCGAGAUUAUGUGUACAGUAGAACAAGAAUAACAACAUAAAUGUUAAUGAGCAGGGCCUCACAUGUCAAAUCCCCAUGCAACCAUUCUGCAUUUUGGUACAUAUAUACUAUGUCUUCAUAUAAAUGCAUGCUUGUUAUAAUUUCUGCAAUACCUCAUGUGUCAUAAUAACUUGUCAGAAAUUGAUUGCCAUGUGGGAAUUUAUUUCAUUUUAAUCUUAUUAAUUGGGUUUUAUUCUGUGAUUGAUGUCAGGUUUUAGGUAUCGUUCCGCAGGUGAGAGAGCCCAACUUUCAAACAUGUGAAGUAAACAAUAUUAAUUCUAAUUCUAUAAAAUCAAAACCCAAAGUUUUACUCAAAGUCGCCACCUUGUCCUCUUGAUUUCUCCUUUUUUGAGGUAUCACCUGUGCCAGCCAGUCCAGUUGAAUUCUGGACCUGGAUCUGCCAUAACUUAGUGAGUGCUGAAUUGCUUCACACUCUUCCCAGGUGCGUCUUUAACUUUCAACUGCUGAACGGUGCAUUAAUCCAUCAAAUCAGUUUUAUUGGUAAACAUCAAGGAUAUCGUUUACAGAUGUUACCAAGUCUACACAGCGGUCCUCUUUCAUUCAUAAAUCCUUCAUUCUUGUGUCCGUGGCACUGACUUAUUCCUCAUUUAUUUGUCAUUUAUUCAUGUAUUUGUCUGGUAAGUAAUGUAGUUUGUAGUUCAAUAAACAUUUCAUUUAUAAAGAA